Messenger RNA from Urocitellus parryii (Arctic ground squirrel), 6440 nucleotides. NCBI's taxonomy places the organism in Eukaryota, Metazoa, Chordata, Mammalia, Rodentia, Sciuridae. The record is from RefSeq and is a predicted model, not a curated record.
CAGGCAUUCGCCGCCGCGACUCGCCCUUUUCCCAGCCGGGACCGCAGCCCCUCCCAGAAGCUCCCCCAUCAGCAGCCGCCGGGACCCAACUCUCGUCUUCUUCACCGCGGGUUCUUCAGCUUGUCCUCUCCUAAGUCUCCACCGGGCACGGACCUCGCCCUGACCCGCCGGACACCGCGGCAGCAACCCUAGCAGCGACCGGACAAAAUGAGAGAGUGAGCCUGUCUCACGGGGACCCGUUUUUGGUCGAAACGGAUCGGAGUGUCGGGCCGGGCUGAGUAGAGCCGGGGAUGCGGGGCUAGACCGCCUACAGCGCCUCAGAGCGGAGCGGGCCCGGCCCGUGGCCCGAGCGGCGGCUGCAGCUGGCACAGCUCCUCGCCCGCCCUUUGCUUUCGCCUUUCCUCUUCUCCCUCCCCGGCUGCCCCGAGGGAGUCUCCACCCUGCUGCUCUCGCUCUCCCUCCUCCUGCCCAUCCCGGGACGGGGGCUCUUCCAUGGCGAAGGCAGCCAGGGCCCGCUAGGCUGAAGCGCCUGGCCGGAGCGACGAGGCUGCUGGCCACGGCGCUGUCGGCUGUCGUGAGGGGCUGCCGGGUGGGAUGCGACUUUGGGCGUCCGGGCGGCUGUGGGUCGCUGUCGCCCCCAGCCCGGGGUGUGGAGAACCGAGGUCCCCUCAGUGAGGGGGAGGAGGGGGAACCGGGCACACCUGGUGACCCUGAGGUUCCGGCUCCUUCUCCCCGCGGCUGCGAACCCACGGCGGAGGAAGUUGGUUGAAAUUGCUUUCCGCUGCUAGUGCUGGUACGAGGGUAUUGUCACAGGAGCAGCAACAUGUCGACUGGGGACAGUUUUGAGACUCGGUUUGAAAAAAUCGACAACCUGCUACGGGAUCCCAAGUCGGAAGUGAAUUCGGAUUGUUUGUUGGAUGGAUUGGAUGCUUUGGUAUAUGAUUUGGAUUUUCCUGCCUUAAGAAAAAACAAAAAUAUUGACAACUUUUUAAGCAGAUAUAAAGACACAAUAAAUAAAAUUAGAGAUUUACGAAUGAAAGCUGAAGAUUAUGAAGUAGUGAAGGUGAUUGGUAGAGGUGCAUUUGGAGAAGUUCAAUUGGUAAGGCAUAAAUCUACGAGGAAGGUAUAUGCUAUGAAGCUUCUCAGCAAAUUUGAAAUGAUUAAGAGAUCUGAUUCUGCUUUUUUCUGGGAAGAAAGGGACAUCAUGGCUUUUGCUAACAGUCCUUGGGUUGUUCAGCUUUUUUAUGCAUUCCAAGAUGAUCGAUAUCUCUACAUGGUGAUGGAAUAUAUGCCUGGUGGAGAUCUUGUAAACUUAAUGAGCAACUAUGAUGUGCCUGAAAAGUGGGCACGAUUCUAUACUGCAGAAGUGGUUCUUGCAUUGGAUGCAAUCCAUUCCAUGGGUUUUAUUCAUAGGGAUGUGAAACCUGAUAACAUGCUGCUGGAUAAAUCUGGACAUUUGAAGUUAGCAGAUUUUGGUACUUGUAUGAAGAUGAAUAAGGAAGGUAUGGUACGAUGUGAUACAGCAGUUGGAACACCUGAUUAUAUUUCCCCUGAAGUAUUAAAAUCCCAAGGUGGUGAUGGUUAUUAUGGACGAGAAUGUGACUGGUGGUCAGUUGGGGUAUUUUUGUAUGAAAUGCUUGUAGGUGAUACACCUUUUUAUGCAGAUUCUUUGGUUGGAACUUACAGUAAGAUUAUGAACCAUAAAAAUUCACUAACUUUCCCUGAUGAUAAUGACAUAUCAAAAGAAGCAAAAAAUCUCAUUUGUGCCUUCCUUACUGACAGAGAAGUGAGAUUAGGAAGAAAUGGUGUAGAAGAAAUCAAACGACAUCUCUUCUUCAAAAAUGAUCAGUGGGCUUGGGAAACACUYCGAGACACUGUAGCACCAGUUGUACCUGAUUUAAGUAGUGACAUUGAUACUAGUAAUUUUGAUGAUUUAGAAGAUGAUAAAGGAGAUGAAGAAACAUUCCCUAUUCCUAAAGCUUUUGUUGGCAAUCAACUACCUUUUGUAGGAUUUACAUAUUACAGCAAUCGUAGAUACUUACCUUCUGCAAAUCCUAAUGAUAACAGAACCAGUUCCAAUGUGGAUAAAAGCUUGAGCUCAACUUCAAAUAUAAAACUAGACAAGAUAAUGAAAGAAUUGGAUGAAGAGGGGAAUCAAAGAAGAAAUCUAGAAUCUACAGUGUCUCAAAUUGAGAAGGAAAAAAUGUUGCUACAACAUAGAAUUAAUGAGUACCAAAGAAAAGCUGAACAGGAAAAUGAAAAGAGAAGAAAUGUAGAAAAUGAAGUUUCUACAUUAAAAGAUCAGUUGGAAGACUUAAAGAAAGUCAGUCAGAAUUCACAGCUUACAAAUGAGAAGCUGAUACAAUUACAGAAGCAGCUAGAAGAAGCCAAUGACUUGCUUAGGACAGAGUCAGACACAGCUGUAAGAUUAAGGAAGAGUCAUACAGAAAUGAGCAUAUCAAUUAGCCAGCUAGAGUCCCUGAACAGAGAAUUGCAGGAGAGAAACAGAAUUUUAGAGAAUUCCAAGUCACAAACAGACAAGGAUUACUACCAGCUACAAGCUGUAUUGGAAGCUGAACGAAGAGACAGAGGUCAYGAUUCUGAAAUGAUUGGAGACCUUCAAGCUCGAAUUACAUCUUUACAAGAGGAGGUGAAGCAUCUCAAACAUAAUCUUGAAAGAGUGGAGGGAGAAAGAAAAGAGGCUCAAGACAUGCUUAAUCAUUCAGAAAAGGAAAAGAAUAAUUUAGAGAUAGAUUUAAACUACAAGCUUAAAUCAUUACAACAAAGGUUAGAACAAGAGGUAAAUGAACACAAAGUAACCAAAGCUCGUUUAACUGAUAAACAUCAGUCUAUUGAAGAGGCAAAGUCUGUUGCAAUGUGUGAGAUGGAAAAAAAGCUGAAGGAAGAGAGAGAAGCUCGAGAGAAGGCUGAAAAUAGAGUUGUUCAGAUUGAGAAACAAUGUUCUAUGUUAGAUGUUGAUCUGAAACAAUCUCAGCAGAAGCUGGAACAUUUGACUGAAAAUAAAGAAAGGAUGGAGGAUGAAGUUAAGAAUCUAAGCCUGCAAUUGGAGCAAGAAUCCAAUAAGCGACUGUUGUUACAAAAUGAAUUGAAGACUCAAGCAUUUGAGGCAGAUAAUUUAAAAGGUUUAGAAAAGCAGAUGAAACAAGAAAUAAAUACUUUAUUGGAAGCAAAGAGAUUAUUAGAAUUUGAGUUAGCUCAGCUUACAAAACAGUAUAGAGGAAAUGAAGGACAAAUGCGGGAGCUACAAGAUCAGCUUGAAGCUGAACAAUAUUUCUCGACACUUUAUAAAACCCAGGUAAAGGAACUUAAAGAAGAAAUUGAAGAAAAAAACAGAGAAAAUUUAAAGAAGAUACAAGAACUACAAAAUGAAAAAGAAACCCUUUCUACUCAGUUGGAUCUAGCAGAAACAAAAGCUGAGUCUGAGCAAUUGGCUCGAGGACUUCUGGAAGAACAGUAUUUUGAAUUGACCCAAGAAAGCAAGAAAGCUGCUUCAAGAAAUAGACAAGAGAUCACAGAUAAAGAUCAYGCUGUUAGUCGGCUUGAAGAAACGAACAGCAUGUUAACCAAAGAUAUUGAAUUAUUAAGAAAAGAAAAUGAAGAGCUAACUGAUAAAAUGAGGAAGGCAGAGGAAGAAUAUAAAUUGAAGAAGGAGGAGGAGAUCAAUAAUCUUAAGGCUACUUUUGAAAAGAAUAUCAAUACAGAACGAACCCUUAAAACACAGGCUGUUAACAAGUUGGCAGAAAUAAUGAAUCGCAAAGAUUUUAAAAUUGAUAGAAAGAAAGCUAAUACUCAAGAUUUGAGAAAGAAAGAGAAGGAAAAUCGGAAGCUACAACUGGAACUCAACCAAGAAAGAGAGAAAUUCAACCAAAUGGUAGUGAAACAUCAGAAGGAACUGAAUGACAUGCAAGCGCAAUUGGUAGAAGAAUGUACACAUAGGAAUGAACUUCAGAUGCAGUUGGCUAGCAAAGAGAGUGAUAUUGAACAAUUACGAGCUAAACUUUUGGAUCUUUCGGAUUCUACUAGUGUUGCUAGUUUUCCUAGUGCUGAUGAAACUGAUGGAAACCUUCCAGAAUCAAGAAUUGAAGGUUGGCUUUCUGUACCAAAUAGAGGAAAUAUCAAAAGAUAUGGCUGGAAGAAACAGUAUGUUGUGGUAAGCAGCAAAAAAAUUUUGUUCUAUAAUGAUGAACAAGAUAAGGAACAAUCCAAUCCAUCUAUGGUAUUGGACAUAGAUAAGCUGUUUCAUGUUCGACCUGUAACUCAAGGAGAUGUGUACAGAGCUGAAACUGAAGAAAUUCCUAAAAUAUUCCAGAUACUAUAUGCAAAUGAAGGUGAAUGUAGAAAAGAUGUUGAGAUGGAACCAGUACAGCAAGCUGAAAAAACUAAUUUCCAAAAUCACAAAGGCCAUGAGUUCAUUCCUACCCUCUACCACUUUCCUGCCAAUUGUGAGGCCUGUGCCAAACCUCUCUGGCAUGUUUUUAAGCCACCCCCUGCCCUAGAGUGUCGAAGAUGCCAUGUUAAGUGCCACAGAGAUCAUUUAGAUAAGAAAGAAGACUUAAUUUCUCCGUGUAAAGUAAGUUAUGAUGUAACAUCAGCAAGAGAUAUGCUGCUGUUAGCAUGUUCUCAGGAUGAACAAAAAAAAUGGGUAACUCAUUUAGUAAAGAAGAUCCCUAAAAAUCCACCAUCUGGUUUUGUUCGUGCCUCACCUCGAACACUUUCUACAAGAUCCACUGCAAAUCAGUCUUUCCGGAAAGUGGUCAAAAAUACAUCUGGAAAAACUAGUUAACCAUGUGACCUACUGCCUUGUGGAAUCAUGUGGGAUGCUACCUGAUAAACCAGGCUUCUUUAACCAUGCAGAGCAGACAGGCUGUUUCUUUGACACAAAUAUCACAGGCUUCAGGGUUAAGAUUGCUGUUAUUCUGUCCUUGCUUUGGCACAAAAGCACACUGAAAGGGUUUUUUUAUUAUUAUUGCGGGUUUGCCUACAGGUAGAUUAGAUUAAUUAUUACUAUGUAAUGCAGAUACAAUUGGGGAAAGCUUAGCUAGAUAUAUUUUUUUAAAAAGGUGCUGCCUUUUUGAAUUUCUAAGAAAACGCCUGUCAGUUGUGAUAGAAUGCAGUUUUCCUCAUAUGAGUGAGAGGAAGGAAUUUUCACUUUCAAGUGGAAUGGCCAUCACUAUCAAGAUCAGCUCAUGGAAGGAGUAAAGAAAAUAUCUCAAAAUGAGACAAACUGAAGUUUUUUGUUUUGUUUUGUUUUGUUUUGUUUUUUAAAUGACUUUUAAGUUUUUGUGCUCUUGCAAGACUACAAAAUUAUUUUAAGAAAACAGUGACAUUGCUUGAACUUCAGUGCCCUCACUGUAGAAUUAAAAAGCCUUACUGUUGAUUGCUUGUGAUGGACUUGAAGGAGAAAUUAAAUAUCUUACAUUAUGCUUUACAAUACUGUAUAUGUUUCAGCAAGUUUGUAGAUUGGGGAAUGGGAAAGACAAAAAAUUACACUUAAUCUAUGCAUUUUUGCCAAGCCAUAUUAUUUUACUACUAGAGACAUUAGGAACUAACUGUACAAAAGAACCAAGUUUAAAAGCAUUUUGUGGGGUACAUCAUUUCUGUAAUUAUAUAAUGUAUUUCUUUGUGGUUUUAAGUGAUAAAGACAUUAAGUUAACAAACAUAUAAGAAAUGUAUGCACUGUUUGAAAUGUAAAUUAUUCUUAGAACACUUUCAGUGGGAGUUGCAUUGCCCUUUUAGUGCCUUAAUUUGAGAUAAUUAUUUUACUGCCAUAAGUAUAGAAAUUUCAAAAAAAACAGAUUUUCAAAAAAUUAUGUGUGUCAGUGGGUUUUUCAUUGAUAAUUGGUUUAAUUUAAAAUGUUUAGAGAUUUGUUGGACUUUCAUAAAUUGAGUACAAUCUUUGCAUCAAACUACCUGCUACAAUAAUGAAUGACUUUAUAAAACUAUCUGCAGAAAUUAUUCAAGGUUGCACCAAUGUAAAAAGAAAAUUAUGGCAAUACAUCCAUGAUGUUUUCCAGUUAACAUAGGAAUUACCGUAUAAAUACUGUUAAACUCUUGUUUAGUAACAAGAGUUGAUUUGUAUGGGCAGUAUGAUUUAUUGUUUAUUUUUUAACCAAAUACCUCCUCAGUAAUUUAUAAUGGCUUUGCAGUAAUGUGUAUCAAAUAAGAAGCACUGGAAAACUGAUCGUCUCUAGGAUGAUAUGCAUGUUUCAAGUGGUAUUGAAAGCCGCACUGAUGGAUAUGUAAUAAUAAACAUAUCUGUUAUUAAUAUGCUAAUGACUCUGUGCUCAUUUAAUGAGAAAUAAAAGUAAUUUAUGGAAGGAUAUUUUUAAUGAUGACUGCUAUGGUCUUUUCUUGUGGCUGAAAAUGAAUAGAGAAGCACUGCAAAUUAGUCCCUGAUUGUAUACAAAUGUUCAUUAAAU